AUGGAAGAGUUCAAGCAAAAGAUGUUCCAUUCCCGCGAUAUCGACUAUAAGGGACUAGGGCGCUGCCGUUCCCGGGAACGGUCAGGCGCAUCGUGGCAUCGACGAGACCGCUACCAACUCGCAGCACACCAGCGCUGGCACAGCGACGCGCGACACUACUCUGGACACAUCAGCCGUAGCGGGGCCACCGCUGGUACCCUCAACACGAACCAGACGCCGAGUAAUGAGCUGUCGAUGGCCGAUGCUGUGAAGGGCUUUCUUCAACAGAUCGCCUCCAAGCAGGGUGUUGCGAACGUGGCCGCCGACGAAUUGCCAGGUGUGGUUGAUCCCUUCCACGCGGUGCAGUUAGAUACCGCUCGCGACCAGGGUAUCGCUCGGGAACUUUUAGCCAAUAAGACUACCACCGACAAUUCGCAGAGCGCUGUCACAGGCGAGAACACUUCGAGAAGACUUCAAACGGCUCGACUAAGCGAAGCACAUCGCCCCAUAACGGUGGAGGCGGCAAGCGGCCUAAGCACACCAAGGACUCAGCAGGGCCGAAAGGGUCUCACUGCAGCAGGCACAAGUACUUGCGCAGAUGAACAUCUGCUUGUCACACCAUGUCAGUACCUGUACCUCAGGUGA
Paraphaeosphaeria sporulosa is the source of this 624-nucleotide messenger RNA. RefSeq lists its product as uncharacterized. Bases 1 to 624 code for a protein of 207 amino acids. Lineage: Eukaryota; Fungi; Ascomycota; Dothideomycetes; Pleosporales; Didymosphaeriaceae. The transcript is spliced from 2 exons. The record is from RefSeq and is a predicted model, not a curated record.